CCCUUUAAAUUGUAAUGCACGACCACAACUUGUAAAACUUUACUUGUAAAAAAGAGAUAAGUCUAUCUACAUCUGCUGUAAAAUUAGAAAAAAGUUGGAGAAGCUAUAUUUUAAAGAGAAAUGGAUACAAAAAAUACAUUUUGUUUUUUAAGUGGGGAUUUUUUGUGAAAACUGCGUUUUGCAAGUGUUGUUACUUGUUUACGUUGACUGAGAAAUCGUGGUAAUCAAAAUCAAAUAUUAAAACAGUAUGUAAUGUGUAGGUAGAGUUUCGUCUUAUUUACAGGACGAAGUUAUUUGUGUUUGUUUACCUUUCAAUUAAUCGAAUAAGUCUUAGAAUGGAAAUAUUACUGCCUGAAGAGAUAGUAGUGAAAAUCGGUUUAUACUUAGAUGCUAAGGAUGUUCUAAGCAGUUGUUUGGUGUCUAAAUUCUGGAGGAACGCACUCAAUAACAACAAAAUUUGGUUUAACUUGUGUCGGAAAGAGUUUUGGUUGGAAAAGAUGGAGAACCCGAUUUUAGAUGUUAGGAGUUGCCGGUUUUAUCCAGCAUUUUCUCACCCUGUGAACGAUUGUGACCAACUGUCUGAUAUUUGCCCUUGGAGGGUGCGCUUCAUGCAGGAAAUGAGGAUAUCGAGAAAUUGGAAAAAUGGUAAAUUUCGUGAACAGCCAAUGAGAGAAGCUGAGGCACAGGAAUUGGAGCGGAUAUCGAAGGUGGAUAUGCUAUGCGGUGAAGAUUUUAUAAUCGCUCCUUACCAGAUGAACAACACUCAUAAAUUUAGGAUCUGGGAAUUCAAGAACGAUAUUUUUGAAACGGUUCCCAUAGUUUGCUCUCAUCGUUUUGAAAAUGUAGACUUUUUUAAUCUCACCGACUGUGGUUUUAUAUAUGUACAGUCAAACUUGUUGGUGUAUUAUGUCAAAAAAGAAAAUUGUAUUUUUACACGCCAGUUGCGAGUGUUAAUUACUGAAGAACCAACAGCUUCAAAAAAUAUUCCCGAUGAUGAAGACAUCACAAAUUGGUACGACAAAAAUGUGAAACAAACACAUGGGUUUUAUUCUUUCUGUAACAGCAGCAGGUAUUUUGUCGCACCAAUUUCAUACAUAUCUGGUGCUAAGUUUCACAUUUGGGACAUCCAGGAAGGUACUAAACGCACUGAAUUCUUAAAUCCUGGAAUGAAUUUUUUUGAUAUAUCUAUGAGGCUAACACUUCGGAAUUCUACAUUAUUGAUAGAUUUUGCAUUUCAGGGUGCUGGCCCUGUCAACUUUUACCCUAUAUUCCAUUACGAUUUGAACACAAAAACUUUCACUAAAAUAAAUAUGAGUAUCCCUUGUCCUGUGAGGUACCCGUUAAUAACUGAAGAGCACAUAAUUAGUAUGGAUCACAAUGCGCAUUCAGUCGCAUUUUGGGAUAACAAAACUGGUGCUGUUGUUUCUACAAUAAAUUAUGAUGAGAACUUCUCAACAAAUGAUGAUGAUUUAAUGCUCAUCAGUCCAUCUUAUAUUACUGUUUUCAGUAGCUCCAAGGGUAAAAUUAGGUUGUUUAGUACAAAAUCCAUUAAUUUUGAUGGAGAAAUAAUGGUGAAUGACUAUCUUGAUUCUAUUCAAUUCAUUAAGCCUGAUAUGAUACUUGUACAGAUAGAUUCAAUGUACAAGAGGGAUCAAAUUUUUACAGAAUUAUGGGAUAUAAAAACUAGACAAAAAGUGCAAACCUGUUACCCGACUUGCUGUCUAAUUAACAAAUCUAGGACUAAAAUGAUUGAUAUAAAACAACAUCGCAUUCUGCAUUUUUGGGAAACUUAGAAUUGACUACAUAGCUGCUUUGUAAUCACUACAGUGUGUGGCCAAUGAAAUAAGUCUGUUAACAUCAAAUUUACAACAUAUUGAAAAUUAUUUAAUCAAAUUACUAAAUAUAAGCACAGGUAUAAAAUGGUGAAUAACCUAAAAUCAGAAUAAAGUAACAGUAAGUAAUUAAUAAUAUUAAUUUGUUGAAGUAGUGAGGAGCAGUCAGGAACCUCAACAAAUUUUGAAACGACAAACAUUGAACAAUUGGUCACUAAAUAACACAUAUUAUUUCUGUAAGUCAGUAUUUUUUUUUUUUUUUUUUUAAAUAAGUAAAAGUGGUAAUUGGUUUAUUGAGAGGUCGCCAUUUUAAACAUUCUUUGUCUUUAUUAUGUAUUUAUAAUAUUUACAAUUUCAGAAAAUUUGUUCAACAUGUUCUCAUUUAAGCGUAAGUGUGCUCAAGUGGAUUUAUGACAUUACAAAGGGCUAUAAUUCUGCUGAUAUUAAUAUUUUCCUCAAAAUUUAUAACACUGUGUGUAUUACAGAUGUCAAAAAACAUCAAAUUUACCUAAUUUUCUUUAGCCGAGAUUAGACUACAAUAGUUACAUUAAAAACAUCAUGACAGGCUAUGUUAAUAUUAAUACAAUUUAUAAAAUAACAGUAGGCUCCUUUCUUUUCUCCCAGAUGUUAACAAAAUGGUCAAUCGCUAAAAUAGAAAUAGCAGCCUGGGGGGAUAGAGACUAGAUAAUCUCGACUAUAGGAAAUUAUUUGAACAUAUGCAUAUUUUUUAAUGAUCUUAAAAAAAAAAAAAAAAAAAAAAAAAAAAAAA
Molecule: messenger RNA, 2601 nt
Organism: Cimex lectularius (bed bug)
Lineage: Eukaryota; Metazoa; Arthropoda; Insecta; Hemiptera; Cimicidae
Exons: 2
Coding region: 336-1793 (485 amino acids)
Molecular function (GO): protein binding
Source: RefSeq, a predicted model, not a curated record